GUUCCCCGCGGUCCUGCACGGCGGGGCGGGACGGGCGGGGAUGGGAGGCGGUCACCGCGCGUUUAAAUGGGGAGCGCCGGGCACCUCUCUGCAGCUUGCGAGCCAAGCUGAGCCGAGCCGAGCCGAACCGAGCUGAGCCGAGCCGAGCCGAGCCGAGCUAUGCAGCUGGCCGUGCUGAGCCUGUUGCUGUCCGUCGGGCGGGCGGUGCUGGCGGCGCUCCGGGGGCGCCUGGACGCGCUGUGCUGGAGCCUGGCUCCCCGGUCCCUGUCSCUGCCCCUGUCCCUGCCCGGCUGGCGGAACUCAGUCCCUCGGGACGAGCCGGAGCAGGAGCAGGAGGGGGACGUCGAGUCCCCGACGCCCACCAGCGUCAAUUACCACUUCACCCGGCAGUGCAACUACAAGUGCGGCUUCUGCUUCCACACGGCCAAGACCUCCUUCGUGCUGCCCCUGGAGGAGGCCAAGCGGGGGCUGGCGAUGCUCAAGGAGGCAGGAAUGGAGAAAAUCAAUUUCUCGGGAGGAGAACCGUUUCUUCAAGACAGAGGCGAAUUUGUUGGCAAACUGGUCCAGUUUUGCAAGCAGGAGUUGGAGCUCCCCAGUGUCAGCAUCGUUAGCAAUGGCAGCCUGAUCAGAAARCAGUGGUUCGAGAACUACGGUGAAUAUUUAGAUAUUCUGGCAAUUUCAUGUGAUAGUUUYGAUGAGGAUGUCAACAUUUUAAUUGGCCGUCGUCAAGGAAAGAAGAACCAUGUGGAAAAUCUGCAUAAACUGAGACAGUGGUGCCGAGAAUAUGCUGUUGCUUUUAAAAUAAAUUCAGUCAUCAACAGAUUUAAUGUUGAGGAAGAUAUGAAUGAGCAGAUCAAGGCACUCAACCCUGUGCGCUGGAAGGUAUUCCAGUGCCUGSUUAUUGAAGGGGAGAACAGUGGUGAGGAUGCUCUAAGAGAAGCAGAAAAGUUUGUCAUCAGCAAUGAAGACUUUGAUCGGUUCCUKGAUCGCCACAAAGAUGUCUCCUGUUUGGUACCUGAAUCUAAUCAGAAGAUGAGGGAUUCAUACCUCAUUCUGGAUGAAUAUAUGCGUUUUCUAAACUGUAGAAAUGGACGGAAAGAGCCUUCCAAGUCCAUCCUGGAUGUUGGCGUAGAAGCAGCUAUAAAGUUCAGUGGAUUUGAUGAGAAGAUGUUCCUAAGAAGAGGAGGAAAGUAUGUGUGGAGUAAAGCUGACAUGAAACUGGACUGGUGACUCAAUUCACUGAGUUAGGGCAGUGAAUUCUGUAAAGAGAGGUGUACAUACACAUCACUCAUAGGUGAGUGUAUACAUGUAUCUAAUGCUUUUAACUACACUUGGUAUUUUAUAGAUUGUUGUUCAGUAUAACUCUAUAUGUGAAUAUAUUACAUGUUUUUUAAAAGCAGGUUACAUUGUCUAUUAUUUUGUUGAACAUGACCAAAUAUUUCCAGAGCUUUCACUUGAACAGAUCUCUGAAAUAAACUUUCUAAUCUGUUGGAUGAAGGACUUAAAGGCAAACUGUUAAUAAUAACAACAUAAUGACAUGAAGGAAAUGUUUAUAAAAUACUACAUGAAUGUGCAYGCCAGAUAACAAACCAAAAGACAUCCCAAUCUCUAAUUCAUUCUAAACAGCUGUAAUGACGGAGAAGUAAAAAUUCUAAUCAGGGAAUGCAUUCUKCCUGUUUCUCAGGGAGAGAGGGAUUGCAGUUCCUCGGUAGAUCACACGAGGGCCAGCUGGGAGGCCUCUGCCUUUUUCAGGAGUAACAAAGGGUCAGAAUCAAGAAUCACUACCUGUAAUAAUGUAUUGAAAAGGAAAUCAAGAUGAAAAAAUUGGCAAUUUUCAUUCUUUAAGACUUAAACGUAACUGCCUCUGUGUUUCUUCUUCCUCUCCUCCAUAUACGCACACAAUAUUUGCAAAAAUGUUAGGGAAUGGAAUUUUCUGUGAAAAUAUAUUUUUAGUCACGAAAAAAAAAUAUCAAAUUUGUCCAUCUUAAAACCUAGAUGUAUACUUUAUCUAAUGAUAAAUAACAUCAUAUUUCACUUUGGUAAUGUCAUUAGUUCUAACAAAUAUUUACGGUGAAACACUUUUCAUUUUAUUAAUUUAUCUGUUUCCUUUUCAUCUGCAAAUAUUGAUUUAUUAUUUUUAACUAUUUUCUCUCUGUGAAGACACAGUUUUGAUGAAGACUCCUUCUCAAACUAAUUAAUACUAUGAAGAACAGCMUAACAUAUAUCUUCUACUGAAUUUUUAUUUUGCUAAGCCAUGGAAUUACAAACAACAAAGUUCAUAUUUCAAGCAACCUUGUUUUAAAGGUUGCAUGUCUCAGUAAUUAAUUAGUUUUCUGGUUACAAACAUGCAGACAUUAAAUUAAACUAAUUGGGUUUUGUGAGAGCUUCUUUUGAUUUUAAGAGCAGGUAGCAUAUAGAAAAAUUUUAAAAUCCCCAGAACUUGACAAACAAGCUAAUAUACUUUCACAAUAAAUAAAUAAGCUAAUAAGCCCUUGUUCUAGCUUUUCUGGCAAUUGUUAUGGCUUUAUAAUUGUGAUUUUUCAAAUAUAAUUAGUCCCAUCCUGCCUCCUGUCUGAAGGGCACAGGCAUAAGCAUUGCACAGCAGAAGUGAAAUGGUACUUAYUCAUUCAUCCUGUCCACUGAACUCAAUGUCUGGACUGUCUCACACAUUUAAAUAUUUGCAGCAGUUGGGAGCCAGCAUGAAUGAAAUGUACCACGUAGAGAACCUGACACCUUCUUUCAUUUUUUUUCGUAAUGCUAGUUGAUUUUUUAAAAGGUUUUUGAGAGAAAUGCUUUGCAUUCGCCUAAUGCAUCUUCAAAGUUGAAGGGGAAAAUGCUUAAGUAGGAGUUGUUACUUCUGUGUAAACAAGGUGCUCCUCUGAAUACACUGUGAAAAUGUUUCCACUAAUAAUUGCUUCAAUUUCUAUUUUUACUAUCCUAACUGUAUAUAUUCUCAGUGGUGCUCUUUUGUCCCUUUGUAUUUUGCAUUUUGCAAUCACAACACUUCCUAGACACUGACAUUUCAGUAUUUCUUUUUCUUGUAUUAACACUAAGUGACAUUUAAAAUGUGGCCCACACACAGUAACCCCACAGUCUUUUGGCAGCUGUUUCACUGACCUUGGCUGGAGCUCUUCCUGGCUCUAUGGGGAUUGCAAAUUUAUGUAACUGGGGUUUGACUUCCCCUGCUCAAAUGUUAAAUCUAGUCUCUUCCUCAGUACCUACAUCACACKGAUAGAAAAUAAGCAUUUUCCUCUGCUGCUGGCUCAGUCCCAGCAUGGGAAAAGAUUUAGUGCRUCAGUGUACCAAUAAAUCUAUCAGCUUGCAGAUUCUGCAGAAAAUGCCAGCUGUAGCACAGCACAGAGAUAUGCGGUACACAAAAUCCCGUUCAGAUCUGGAAAUCCUGCCAUGCUUCAUUUUGCAUUUUACCCAGUAAAUGGCUAUUAUUUUGCUUCCUUUGUGCCUAUGGAGGAGACUGAAAGAGAAACAAGGAGCUGAAAAUGUCAAAAUCUAGUAAAUAAUGUACAGAUAUUUAACAUGGCUUUGGCUGGAAGGUCUAAGUUCUUACCUUCUUAAAAAUGUUAGGGAUUUUACAUCACCUCUUGCUACCAUACAUAAUUACAAAAAAGUUUCUGCUCUGUGUGAUACUCUUUUUCGAAGGAAAUAUGAGUUGUGUACACUGGAAAUGAAGAAUCUGACAUUACACACUUYGGCUGAGAGUCACUUAAGUUAAUGAAUAAUUAAUGGUAUUUUUAUAUGAAAAUGUAUUGUUAUGUAAAACAAUAAAAAUUUGGCUAAAAUUGAUUAAUCUAGUUUAUUAAAAAAAUAUAAACACAGUUCAUAUUGGACCAAAAAUGGACUGUAGGCUUUCAUUAUGUAGUAGGGGCUACCUUUCAGUAUGGGACUAGAAAAAUAAAACUGAAUUCUACUGGGUACUCCCWUGUUUAGUGAUUACAGAUAUGUUGUGAUCCUGAAAAGUCCAGAUUAAAUGUAAGUCUUAUAAACACGGAUAUGCUCAAUUGCAUUUUUGUAUGUAAUAUCAUAGAAUUGCAGCAAAGCAGUUGCUAAAGAUGCUGAAUUGGGAAGGAACUGACUAACAUUGUACUAACAUUAUACAGUUGCUUCUAUUUUGAAAAAGUUGUCGAGAAUGAGUGUUUGGGAGAAUGACUUCAAAUAAAAUUAUGACUAUGCCUUGGGUAAUGAGUAGAAUUGUCACUUAAGAUGCACUUUAGGAUGCCCUCUUUUUCAGUGUGAGGGAUGUUGACAUAUCUGAAUGUUACAAAUGAUGAAUUUUUCAUUAAUAGUGUCAAAUAAUUAGUGCUAAGUAUUUAAUGAAUG
Malurus melanocephalus (red-backed fairy wren) is the source of this 4335-nucleotide messenger RNA. RefSeq names its product radical S-adenosyl methionine domain containing 2 (gene RSAD2). NCBI's taxonomy places the organism in Eukaryota, Metazoa, Chordata, Aves, Passeriformes, Maluridae. Gene Ontology annotation, molecular function: 4 iron, 4 sulfur cluster binding; catalytic activity. The coding region runs from base 160 to 1230 and encodes 356 amino acids. The record is from RefSeq and is a predicted model, not a curated record. Gene Ontology annotation, biological process: positive regulation of immune response; defense response to virus. Gene Ontology annotation, cellular component: endoplasmic reticulum; mitochondrion; lipid droplet. The transcript is spliced from 6 exons.